AUAACCUUUUAGAGUAGUCAAUAUUUAUAAUGUGUACUUAUAAAUGAUGACAUACCACUUUUUAAAAUAAUUAUAUGUAAACAAAUGUCCAUCACAUUUUCUGCGCGAUUCGUUGAGCAAUUAUAUUUUUUAAAACACACAAUUUGUCCAUCACACUAUCGUUUUUUUUUUAUGAUUCGGGGUUAUGUUGUGAUAUUUACUUUAGUAUAAUGUUCAAGUUCUAUUUCAAUAAACUGUUAUUCAGUCUAAAACUAGUAUACUUCGUAGCUUUAGCAAUGACAUGUUUAAUGAAUAUAAAAAAUGCAUCUGCCACCGUUUGUUCGUUGUCUGAAUGUAAAAAUUCGGUAAAAACAGAGGUGUUAGCUAUGUUCUCCCGAUCUAUUGCCAUUGCAUGCCUCUUAUCCAGAAUUACGAUUAUGUACAAGAGUAAGAGUGAUUUUCCGAACUACGUGAAAAAAGUUGAAGAGUAUGAACUGUACUUUCCGGUAAAUAUUUCCCAGAAAAGACAUCUUCGCUUCAUUUCAAUAGCUAUAAUAUUUGCGUACAUCGUAAUCAUACUGCCCAUAAACAUAUUAAGGAUUUAUUUAAUUUACUCCAAUUUCGGAAAGAUAAACACGAUGAUUUUUUAUAUAAUGAUGUACUUACACAAUUGGAGCAUUUGCUCCACAGAAAUACAUUUUAUUGUACGCUGUAUCGGCUUGUACCAAAAAUUCCAAUCGAUCAAUGAAGAAAUGGCCACGCUGAAGCUAAAAAAUAUAGUCACAAAUAAAUAUCCAGUUGUGUUACAAAGUGAAAGACACAGUUAUAAUAACACAUUAUUUAUUGGUUUGGAAUCCCACGGCGGUUCACCCCUUUCAAUAUUCAAUGUGCAGCAACCAGCCAACCACGUUGAACUACUCAGGAUGAAGCAUCAGUUUGUCCGAGGCAUCGUUGUUGAACUCAACGACUUGUACGGAAUUCAAUUGGGAUUGUCGAUAUGUCUGUUAUUUAUAAUGACAUUAUUCGAUAUUUACGGGGAAAUGUCUGUUGAAUCCAACGUAACCAAAACGCACGUUCUAUUCUACGGAUGGCUGCUACAAUACUCUUUCAGAUUUUGUGUAAUCGUAUUGACAUCGCAUGUAACUACAACACAGGCACAUAGGCCAAAAACGAUUAUAACUGAUAUAAGAAGUCGUCACACAGAUAACAAUACAAAAAAAGAAUUACAACUAUUUUUAAGCCAAUUGUCUAGUCGUCCUGUAGAAUUUACUACUUGUGAUUUGUUCACACUGAACAUUCGCCUCAUUACUUCUGCUUUUGUUGCUGGUACAACUUUCUUAAUUUUACUAUUACAAUUCCACUGAAGACUGAACACAUAAGGAAUAAGGACAUUUAUCAUAACUACUUAUUACAAAAAUAAU
Messenger RNA from Myzus persicae (green peach aphid), 1400 nucleotides. RefSeq lists its product as uncharacterized. The transcript is spliced from 4 exons. The record is from RefSeq and is a predicted model, not a curated record. Lineage: Eukaryota; Metazoa; Arthropoda; Insecta; Hemiptera; Aphididae. The coding region runs from base 210 to 1343 and encodes 377 amino acids. Gene Ontology annotation, cellular component: dendrite; neuronal cell body; membrane. Gene Ontology annotation, biological process: sensory perception of taste.